AUGUUGGAGGCGUGGAACUCCUCCCACAGCACCUUCGUGUUCAGAGGUUUCGCUGCGCUGCAGAAGCACCGCCGGCUGCUGGCACUGCCAUUCUCCGCCUCCUACCUGACAGCACUGCUGGGAAACAGCCUGCUGGUGUACGUGAUCCGCCACACAGAAAGUCUGCACAGCCCCAUGUACCUCCUCAUCUGCACGCUGUGCGUGGUAGACGUCCUGGUGGUGACCGCCAUCGUACCCAACAUGGUCCUUGGCCUCCUCUUCGACUUGGACCGGAUCUCAUUGGCCGGCUGCUUGACCCAGAUGUUCUUCACCCACUUCCUGUCGUCUCUGGAGUCGACGCUGCUGCUGGCGAUGGCGCUGGACCGCUACGCGGCCAUCUGCCGGCCGCUGCGCUACGCCAAACUCAUGGACUCGUCCAUGUUCGUGAAGCUGAUGCUCUUCACGCUGGUCCGCAGCGGCUCCAUCAUGGUGACACUAGUCGCGUUGGCGGGUUCUUUGCGGUUCUGUGGCUCCGACGUCAUCCGGCAUUGCUACUGUGACCACAUGGCACUGGUCAGCCUGGCGUGCGACGGCACAGAGAAAAACGUGGCGGCGGGCCUCGCUGUGAUCGUCUGCUUCGUGGGUGUGGACAUACCGCUCAUCAUCUUCUCCUACAUGAAGAUCCUGAGCGCCGUCUUGAGAGCGGCGACCGCCGGUGAGGAACGCAGGAAGGCGUUUCACACCUGCGGCACUCACCUGAUCGUCAUGAUGUGCUUCUACCUGGUGGGGAGCAUCACGUUCCUCUCCCACAACCUGAACAUCACCAUACCGACGGACGUCAACACCUUCAUGGGACUCAUGUACAUUCUGUUCCCAGCGACGGUCAACCCCAUCAUCUACGGCGUUCGGACGAAAGAAAUCCAAAGCGGCAUUUUUAGGCUCUUUAAAGUCCGAGUAAAGAAAAUAAUGAUGGUGAAAGUUUCUCCUGCUGGAAAAACACAAACGUGA
Anarrhichthys ocellatus (wolf-eel) is the source of this 987-nucleotide messenger RNA. RefSeq names its product odorant receptor, family 55, subfamily E, member 1 (gene or55e1). NCBI's taxonomy places the organism in Eukaryota, Metazoa, Chordata, Actinopteri, Perciformes, Anarhichadidae. Gene Ontology annotation, biological process: G protein-coupled receptor signaling pathway. The record is from RefSeq and is a predicted model, not a curated record. Gene Ontology annotation, cellular component: plasma membrane. The transcript has a single exon. Bases 1 to 987 code for a protein of 328 amino acids. Gene Ontology annotation, molecular function: olfactory receptor activity; G protein-coupled receptor activity.